Messenger RNA from Capsicum annuum, 1319 nucleotides. Its product is annotated as RNA helicase aquarius-like. The record is from RefSeq and is a predicted model, not a curated record. NCBI's taxonomy places the organism in Eukaryota, Viridiplantae, Streptophyta, Magnoliopsida, Solanales, Solanaceae. The coding region runs from base 141 to 791 and encodes 216 amino acids. The transcript has 2 exons.
CGAGUAUAUUUGUUAAUUUUUUGGGACAGGUUGCGACAGUUGAUAAAUUUCAAGGUCAGCAGAAUGAUUAUAUCUUAUUGUCUCUAGUCCGUACGCGCUUUGUUGGCCACCUCCGUGAUGUUAGAAGAUUGAUAGUUGCAAUGUCCCGUGCUCGUCUGGGUCUUUAUGUUUUUUGUCGACGUUCUCUUUUUGAACAAUGUUAUGAACUUCAACCAACAUUUCGAUUACUUUUAGAGAGACCUGAUUGCCUCGCCCUCAAUGUUGAGGAGGCCACAUCCUUGACAUAUCGCCCCGUUGGAGAAACUGGACCAGUCAGUCUUGUUAGUGGACCUGAGGAAAUGCAGGGUAUUGUGAAUUUCAAGAUGCAUCAGGUCUAUCAGGCACGGAUGCUGAGCCAUAUUGAGUAUUCAACUCACCCAGAAGCUGCUCCCCAGGAAAUUGUUGAGCAGAAUGCGAUUUCCGCAUCCCAUAGUAUGGAUACUGAUAAGACUGCUAUGGAAGAUGGCGCACAAGACACUGGGCCUUCAGAGUCAAUGGAGUCCACAAAGGUUCCACCUGAUGACGGGGAGAUGUCAGUUGCAGGCCAUUCAAAUGGAGAGGUUGAUGGUGAGGACCAAAGAGUUGAUAGUGGUGGACUGAGCACAUCAACCGGGUCCAUAAAUGUUCCAAAUGAUGAUACAGAGAUGUUAGUUGCGAGCCAUUCAAAUGGAGAGGCUGAUGGGAAGGACCAAAAAGUUGAUAGUGAGGGAAUUCAAAACGACUUUAAUGUGGAAAGGAAGAUGGAAGAGUAAUAUAAGCUGUGCGAGAUGGAAGAGUAAUAUCAGCUGUACUCCCAAGUUUUCUUUUCUGGACCACCAUGGAACUUGGAUUGCCUGCGAGAUGUGAAUUAUGAUCUCGAUUGUUAGCAGCGUAAGAUGUAUUGAUCUGUAAGGUCUUCAGGUCAAAAGACCAGAUGUGUUGCAACUGCUGCAAAUGCAAAAUUGUGUAGCCUGCAAUCGACUUCCACAAGUGGCACGGCUUCAUAUCAGUGAGCAUUUCUAAAACAUAGGCAGGGACUUGGUUGAAGAAUUGUGGCUAAUAGCCCGUGACAUCAAUUAGUUUGUAAAGUGGGACAAACCUAGGUGACGGUCGUGGGGUUGGGGCAUAGGUGGCACCACUUCAAGACCCUCACAGUUUCUGGUUAUUCGUUGUUCCUCUGUCGUCUUAAGGUAAAAUCAUAACUUCUUGUAAAGUAAAUUCAAAUGUACAACUGUUUGAAUCGUCUAAACCUAGAUUCAAGGGUUACAUAUUUUUGAAUCUAAGUUUUGUUUCACUUGUUA